This is a messenger RNA of Acanthosepion pharaonis, 456 nucleotides long. NCBI's taxonomy places the organism in Eukaryota, Metazoa, Mollusca, Cephalopoda, Sepiida, Sepiidae. The record is from the annotation of a GenBank genome assembly.
AUGCUUACUAUCUACAUAUACCUUUAUCUAUCUAUCUAUCUAUCUAUCUAUCUAUCUAUCUAUCUAUCUAUCUAUCUAUCUCAGUCUCUUCAUAUCUAUCAAUCUAUGAACCUGUUCAUAUCUAUCUCCAUCUGUUUCUUUCUAUCUAUCUAUCUAUCUAUCUAUCUAUCUAUCUAUCUAUCUACCGAUGCAUCUAUCACAGAUUCCACAAUAUCUACCGAUGCAUCUAUCAUAUCUGUUUAUAUAUAUCCAUCUAUCUAUCCAUCAUAUCUAUCUAUCUAUCUAUCUAUCUAUCUAUCUAUCUAUCUAUCUAUCUAUCUAUCACAGUCUGUUUAUAUGUAUGUAUGUAUGUAUUUAUGUAUGUAUGUAUCUGUCUAUCUGUCUGUCUGUCAGAGUGUUUCUAUCUAUCUAUCUAUCUAUCUAUCUAUCUAUCUAUCUAUCUAUCUAUCUCGCUAG